Manihot esculenta (cassava) is the source of this 1672-nucleotide messenger RNA. RefSeq names its product probable serine/threonine-protein kinase PBL7. NCBI's taxonomy places the organism in Eukaryota, Viridiplantae, Streptophyta, Magnoliopsida, Malpighiales, Euphorbiaceae. Gene Ontology annotation, biological process: protein phosphorylation. Gene Ontology annotation, molecular function: protein kinase activity; ATP binding. The record is from RefSeq and is a predicted model, not a curated record. The transcript has 5 exons. Bases 281 to 1570 code for a protein of 429 amino acids.
AUACAUAUAUAUGGUAAUACCAGCCAAACUGAAAACCCCUUUCCAAAAACUCUCUUCACACCUCUCUAUCUUCCCAUGAUCUCUCUCCCGCAAUGGAUCAUCAUCAUAAUCAUCUGCAUUUUCCUUCUGCCUUUGUUACUUACCAACUGCACUCUCUCUGACAUCCAAUAAACAAUUUUCACUUUCUUCCCUCAAAUUUUCUUUUAUUUUCUUUUCCCAUCUAUAUUUAUAUAUUCUCUUGUUACAAAAAGGAAUUAUCCAUUUACCCCUGUUUCUGGAAAUGGGUCAAUGCGCCAGUUUUGGUUUUUCAAAAAGGAAGAAGCUCAAGCGCAAAAUCACCGAUAAAGAAGCAUCUUCUGUUAAAGAACCCCUUUAUGAAUCAAGAUCAGGUUCAUCAGUAUCAGCAUUGGCAUCAGGAUCAGGGUCAAGAUCAAAAGUUAAUGCAGAUUCAAGUCAAGAACAACCACCAGAUCCAGGACAUGGGGAUAAACUUGCAAAUAUGGCCCCAACAUUCACCUAUGAAGAGCUUGCAAUUGCGACAAAUAAUUUUCACUCGGACUGUUUUCUUGGCAGAGGUGGUUUUGGUGCUGUUUAUAAGGGAAAAUUAGAAAGCACUGGCCAGGUUGUAGCAGUUAAGCAGCUAGAUCUAUCAGGUAUGCAAGGAGAAAAGGAGUUCCUGGUGGAAGUUCUCAUGCUCAAUCUACUGCAUCACCCUAACCUUGUCAACUUGAUUGGAUUUUGCGCGGAAGGAGAUCAACGCCUUCUUGUAUACGAAUACUUGCGCAUGGGAUCCUUAGAAGAUCAUCUUUUUGAGGUUACGGCUGAUAUGGUGCCUCUUGACUGGAAUACAAGGAUGCAAAUAGCUGCAGGGACAGCCAGAGGAUUGGACUUUCUGCACAGCGCGACUCCUCCCGUUAUAUACAGAGACUUAAAAGCAUCAAACAUAUUAUUGGAUGACGGAUUCCAGACAAAACUCUCGGAUUUUGGACUUGCAAAGUUUGGUCCAGUUGGAGAUGUAUCUCAUGUCUCAACCAGGGUCAUGGGUACAUACGGUUACUGUGCUCCUGAGUAUGCCUCAACUGGAAGAUUAACAAUGAAGACUGACAUUUUCAGCUUUGGGGUGGUCUUGUUAGAGCUACUCACAGGAUAUAGAGCAGUGGACAAUAUCAACGGUCGCCGUAUGCAUUUGAUUCACUGGGCAGUUCCAUUGAUGAAAGACCACGGAACUUACUUAAAACUAGCAGAUCCAUUGCUGAGAGGUCAGUUCUCAGUGUCUGUGUUCAACAAGGCUGUAGAAGUUGCAUCAAUGUGCCUGAAUGAGACUGCAAAUUUACGUCCUUCAGCAAGUGAGUUGGUGUCUGCCAUGGAUUAUCUGGCGUCACGAAAAUAUGAUCAUAGGGAGUCCAAGCAGAAGGCGAGUGUCAAAUGGCAUGAGAUUGAUUUCCCAACUAGUGCACGUGCAGUUGCGGAGAAGGAUUCAGAUCGAGAUCGCGCAGUUGCAGAGGCCAGGAUGUGGGGAGAGAAUUGUAGAGAGAAAUCUGCUCCUUCUGCUAGCACCACCAGUUAUUAAACUAAUGCAUAGGUCCCCAACUUCUUAUACAUGAUAUAGUCUUCAUAUUCAUAUACAUAUUGUACGUUAAUAAGAAAUUAGUCCAAUUUCCUCUUUUUUUUU